AUGCCUCCCCUCACUUGCUCUUGCUCUUAAUGCUGGAGCCCCAAUCCCUCAUCUUUCUGCCUUUUCUUGUCUCUUCACUGGUUUUUGCUUUUCUCUCUCUGCCCCUAACGCCCAGUCUUCCUCUACUUCUAGGCUCUUUUCGGAAAUCUGCAUGUUUCCCUCUGCGUUGACUGGGUCUGUUGGUCUGGUCAGGAGGGCCUCGGGUCCUGCGGUUGUGGGUGGCCGGGCGCCAAAGGAGGGAGGAGUCCAUGGGGGCGGGAUUGGCCCUAAAGCCAACUCAUAAAGACUGGGACUGACGAAGCUUUCUGGAGGAGUCCUGGAGGGGCUGUUUGUUUCGACAGGCAGACCCCACGAGCUCAGCUGGGGCUCUGCAGUGUCAUGCCCUGGAGUCCUUUGGCUGCGCUGACCUGGGCGCUGGUGCUGAGGCUGCUGGCUUUGCUGUGGCCCCCUGGACGGGGUGAGGCGUGCAGCUGCGCGCCUGCGCACCCCCAGCAGCACGUCUGCCACUCUGCUUUAGUGAUACGGGCCAAAAUAUCCAGUGAGAAGGUAGUCCCUGCCAGUGAAGACCCUGCUGACACUCAAAAAAUGAUCCGGUAUGAAAUCAAACAGAUAAAGAUGUUUAAAGGGUUCGAGAAGGCCAAGGAUAUUCAGUAUGUCUACACGCCAUUUGACUCUUCUCUCUGUGGUGUGAAACUAGAAACCAACAGUCAGAAGCAGUAUCUGUUGACUGGCCAGAUUCUCAGUGAUGGAAAAGUCUUCAUCCAUCUGUGCAACUACAUUGAGCCCUGGGAGGACCUGUCCUUGGUGCAAAGGGAGAGCCUGAAUCAUCACUACCACCAGAACUGUGGCUGCCAAAUCACCACUUGCUAUGCAGUGCCGUGUACCAUCUCAGCCCCCAAUGAGUGUCUCUGGACAGACUGGCUGCUGGAACGGAAGCUCUAUGGGUACCAGGCCCAGCACUAUGUCUGCAUGAAGCAUGUUGAUGGCAUCUGCAGCUGGUACCGAGGACACCUACACCUCCGGAAGGAGUACGUUGACAUCGUCCAGCCCUAGAAGGGACCAGCAGCCAUAUCCUUGGAAGAGUUCUGAAGACCAAGCCAGUUCUCUGUGGUACUCUGAUCACCACCACUUGCCAUGUUGCUGCCAGAUAAUGAGAAGUGACAAGUGGAUGGCCUGGCCAGUAAAAUGGAGGCUGUGGGGCAUAUGGCAGCUUGGGUCUGCUGUUCACAUCUCUAGCUCACAACCUGUCAAGGGUUGGGAAGGAAGUAUCUUAUCUGUCUUGCCCUCAGCCCCUCUCCCCUGUCUCCCAAACCUUGUUAGUCUAGCUUACACCCAUUACUCAGUUUUCAUUCUGGCUUUGUUUAACUGGCUUUUCUUAACUCGUAAGGGAGAAGCUGUGACUGUCAUAAAAUGGUACAGCCUUGCGAUGUGCGCUAUGGAAGGUGGGCUGACUGUAUCCUGAGUGGGCUGGUUGGCUGAAAGGAAAAGAUUACCUAAAGCUCCAUUAUCUCCUACUCCCACUGUCUCAACUUAGCCUAAUCCUCUGACACACUUUUAUCUGCUUGAAGGACGCAGUGGGAGCUGAACAGCACACUCUUCCUUGGUGUCCUGCAAGUCCUCUGAUACUUGUCCUGGCAGAAGGUCUGGCCCAGUUGGCAUACAUCUUUGGAAAAAAAACUUACACACUAGAACACACAUUUUCCCCUCCAGGUUAAAUAUCUCUAUUGCCUUCUGUUGGUGUCUGAAGACUUCUCUUCAGUUCUGUUAGGUUUCUAACGUCUUGGUUCCUACUUUAGAACGUUGUUUUUAAAGAAAACAAAAAAGGUGAAACAACAAAGGUGCCCCACCACCAUCAUGAUUUUUCCUGAGGCCAAGUUUCAGUAGAGGUGGGAGGGAGUCAAUACGAGGACCCUCUGGAAAGAUGGUGGAAUACACCUUCCACUUGCUUCAGGUUUCUUCAGUGGCUCUCCCUGCUAGAUGUUACAGCAGGAAGAGGCCAGCUGUGGCCCUGAGAGUAUGUUUCCCCUCCAGCUCAGACCCCUUACCACUGUGUUUAGACUCUAACUGCUGUCCCCUGAGCUCCUCGGCUCCUCUGUAAGUCUUUCUGGUUUGUCUAUAUGGAAAACCACUGACAAUGGCCUCUGUGGUUGAUUAAACCAUAGAGCUCAACAUCCCCAAAACCCUUUCCUGGGGAAGAUUGUAGAGAUUACCCAUUCUUUUUGACAGUGCAGGACUGGUUUUCAUUUUUGACAUGUGGUCAACUGAUAAGCAGGGCCAUCUGUGCUGUGCUGGGAGAAGGAGCUGGAUUUAAAUACAAUGACAGAGAACAAAUAUGAUCUCUGUCACAGGACACAGCUCUUGGAAGGCUCUGGCAGUGAGACUCCAAGGGAUCAUCUAGUAAAAUCCACAACACCCUUGGGCAGAGGGUGUGGGGAUGGAGAGGAAGAUGGAAAUUAACUUCCAGGUUGUUCAAUAUGAAAGAUCCUCAUAGCCUCAA
Molecule: messenger RNA, 2497 nt
Organism: Rattus rattus (black rat)
Lineage: Eukaryota; Metazoa; Chordata; Mammalia; Rodentia; Muridae
Gene: Timp4
Product: TIMP metallopeptidase inhibitor 4
Exons: 5
Coding region: 379-1053 (224 amino acids)
Biological process (GO): negative regulation of membrane protein ectodomain proteolysis; negative regulation of endopeptidase activity
Cellular component (GO): extracellular matrix
Molecular function (GO): protease binding; metalloendopeptidase inhibitor activity
Source: RefSeq, a predicted model, not a curated record